AUGCGCUUGCCAAAUAAGGUCAGGUGGGCAGGCAUUUCAGACGUAGUGUCACGUGAUCUGCAUCCGCGCUACUCGGCCGAGUGAGCUGCCCCUACCUUGGGCGGUUCUUCUUGCGUGUGCUGAGCGGCAACGCGAUCGAUCGCGUCGCGUGAGGGAAGGGGGAAGCGAACGCACUGGAUCGUGACUGUGGACUCCCGCGCACGGGCGGGACGUGAGCGUUUGCGCUGAAGUGCUGCUGCUGCUGUUGCGUGCGUGAGUGCCGCGUUGCGCGCAACGCCGAGGUUUGGAGCGUCGCACCAGCAAGCACAAUCAAGCGAGCGGCAUGGGGGGCCGGAGGGCGGAGGGCAGGGGCGAGCAGAGGGUGAUUGAUUCAAGAUUGAUUUGCCUGUUCGAUCGCGCCCAUCUCGUGACAAGAGCUGCGCAUGGCUUUGACGCGUGCGGCAUCGUUGAGCCCCGCGUCUGCUACUUUGCGACGGCAAGCAUCACAAGUACCACCAUCAACAACACCACCACCACCAUCAACAUCAAGACAAUACUACAAAGGAAGCUCAUCGUCUCGUCACCUUCGUUGAGCUUACUAAGGGGGCUGACUGUUCUUAGACUGUUGCCAAAGGCUUAACACGAGGCGUUCGGAAGCUGGUCACACACAAGGUCUCCGGGACUUGGCGCACCAUCAAAAGUCGCCAGUUGGCUAACCCUUCAACGUACCACCUUCAGACAUUCCUCCUCAAGCGCCCGAUCAAUAUUCAUGACCAUGCCCUCCUCGAAGCCAAGGGAGGAUAAGACCUUGUGGGUGGCGCACCAGUCCUUACACGUGCGGUCUCGCGCGAGGCCAGCUGUCCACAGCAUCGCAACGUUGGUGUGCUGACUAGACCUUUCCUUCCUCACCUAUUCGCCACCACGAUGAUGGCUGACAAUUAUCCUCUCGCGCUUUCGCGCUGCUUCGCCUUACGCUCUUUUCCUGAUUGCGACUUCCGGAAUUCUGCUCCAUCAGCAAUGCGGGCGAUGUCGUAAUGGCCAAGGUGAAGGGGUAUCCGCCAUGGCCUGGCAUUGUGAGUAGAAUCACGUCGCAUCCUCGGGUAGGCACAAUCACAGGUGCGCGGUCCGUGCAGCAAGAGGACGCAAAGGUUUAAAUGCCCCAUGGCUUUCUGGACAGCCUAGCGUUGUUUUACCCUUGGCGUGCUGCAGCGACAAAGUCGCAAGCUUGCGCGUGGGGCUAGCAUUCGAUGUUCAGAGUCGCCUGCAACCUCGCGUCCCGGCAUUGUGCGCUAUUCUCGUACCUCGAGCGCAGAACUUAGAUGCAGGGUGUCGUUUUCAAUGAAAGGCUUCUGCAGGUGCAUCUCGCUGGUUGCGCGCCGUGCCUCAGGUAAGGUCAGGUCAUGUCGACCUGAUUUGGAGCUUGGACACACCUUGUUGCCGGAGCCCUCAUUUCAGCAUUUGCUUUGAAUCUUUCAUGUUGACCUUUGUCUCUGAUAACCAGGUUGUCGAUGAAAAGAAUGUGCCCACUUCAGUUAAUAAGCAGAAGCCAGGCAAAGGCGUGUACACUGUGCGCUUCUUCCCUCAAGCCGACUAGUGAGUGAUGGCACCACGACCACAGGAGUGCACGCGACAGUGAUAUCGGUCUGAGCCACUCAUCUGAAUCGCGGUCUCUACUGACCAUCGAUUGAAUCGCCUAAUUUGGCACCCCACAGCAAUUGGUUCAAAGGCUACGAGAUGAACCACCUUACGCCCAAGGAGAUCAAGGCUUUUUUGGAUGAGCCCUCGAGAGCAAAGGCAGAUCUUCGUCAAGCUUUCCUGAUUGCGCAGGACCCCAGCGACUGGAACGACGAGCAGAAUGUCAUUGUCAAAAAUGCGGAAGAAGCAGCUUUAGAAUUUGCUGAGGGCCAGGAUGAGCUGGCGGAGGAUGAAGAUGACGACACCAUCACCGCCAAGCGUGGCGGUAAGGAUAAGAGGAAGCGGGAAGAAAAGAAAGGAGGAAAGAUUCGCGAGUCUGCAGAAUCCAAGGCAAAGAAGCAGAAGAAGGGAGAUGUGAGUAGGGCAAAGAGUGUUUUCGAGGACCCCUGUCCCACCUGCUUUCUCCACGCGCUCACGUGAACCCGCACGCUCGAAUCUUACCUGCGAUUAGGAUGAGAAAGAAAGGGCUGCCAGUGCUCGAAAGAGUGCUGCUGGUGAUGAGGAAAGCGUCGCACAAGGUGAGCGAGGGUCAUCAGGCUUCCCGAGAGCUUGGCUAUGCCUCUGCCGGAGUGGCUCCUGGGUCCUUAGACUUCGGCUACCCAGAGAUAAAUAAGGAAACACUCGAGCGUGGUACCUCGGCGUUUAUAAAUACCGGUGCUCAUCCUCGGCGUACCUCGCUACACUUGCGAAUGCUUCCUUGCAGAUCCCGAGACAAAGAUGGUGUACGGAUGGCGACACGCUUUGCAGCGAGGCUUCUUGCCCAAGGACGGCAUCAUCAAGGAAGAUGUGAGUAAUUAGGGAUUUGCGUAGAAACUCGCGAGGCCACACUGACCUGUCCACUCUUGCCUACCUGAAGGAGACGCCAAACUUUGACAAGACUUUCAAAUCAGUUGAGAGCUACACGGACAUUACUGAGGAGCAGCUGAGGGAGACGAAGAUCGGCAAGGUGAUGAAGCGCAUUGCGCUGCUCACCGAUAUUCCCAAAAACGACGAAUUUAACUUCGCUGGACGAGCACAGGCGCUGUGCCAAAAAUGGGGAGACGUAAUGGCUGGAGGAGGAGGAGGUGCGCCAAGAGUUUCGAAUGGGAGCGCUGGAGGUGCAGCGGCUGCCAAAGAUGAGCCCACGAAUGACUCUGAAGACCCUGCCGCAGAGACCAAACAAGACGAAGCUGCCGCGGAAGCUUCAUGA
Ceraceosorus bombacis is the source of this 2863-nucleotide messenger RNA. Lineage: Eukaryota; Fungi; Basidiomycota; Exobasidiomycetes; Ceraceosorales; Ceraceosoraceae. The record is from the annotation of a GenBank genome assembly.